ACCCCCCCUCCCCGGUUGAGGAAGUGAGUUGCGCUGACAGGGCUGGGCUCCGAGGAGAAAGCUGCUAGCAUCCGCUCGGCACGGCUAAAAACACGGUGUAGCGCCGAGAGAACCGAACCGAACCGAACCGAGCCGAACCAGCAAACAGCCUCCGAGACGAGCGCUUAGACUCACCCGGGACCGCGUAUUUAUCUCUCCGAGACCGUCGCAAACAUGAACGAUCAGCAGUUAGACUGUGCUCUGGAUCUGAUGAGGCGUCUCCCUCCACAGCAGAUCGAGAAGAAUCUCAGCGACCUCAUCGAUCUGGUGCCCAGCCUGUGUGAGGAUCUGCUCUCUUCUGUGGAUCAGCCUCUGAAGAUCGCCCGGGACAAAGUGGUUGGGAAAGACUACCUGCUCUGUGACUACAACCGCGAUGGCGACUCCUACAGAUCUCCAUGGAGUAAUAAAUAUGAGCCUCCCAUUGAUGAUGGUGCGAUGCCCUCGGCCCGUCUGAGGAAGCUGGAGGUGGAGGCCAACAACGCCUUCGACCAGUACAGAGACCUGUAUUUUGAGGGCGGCGUGUCCUCCGUGUACCUGUGGGAUCUGGAUCACGGUUUUGCCGGAGUCAUCCUCAUUAAGAAGGCCGGAGACGGUUCCAAAAAAAUCAAGGGCUGCUGGGACUCCAUCCAUGUGGUGGAGGUGCAGGAGAAGUCGAGUGGUCGUACUGCUCAUUAUAAACUCACCUCCACGGUGAUGCUGUGGCUGCAGACGACCAAAACCGGCUCUGGAACCAUGAACCUGGGAGGAAGCCUCACCCGACAGAUGGAGAAAGAUGAGACGGUCAGCGAGUCCUCACCACACAUCGCCAACAUCGGACGCCUGGUUGAGGACAUGGAGAAUAAAAUCCGCUCCACCCUGAACGAGAUCUACUUUGGCAAGACCAAGGACAUCGUCAAUGGCCUGAGGAGUGUGCAGACGCUGGCGGCGGUUAAAGCCAAGCAGGAGGCUCUGAGGACCGAUCUGAUCGACGCAAUCAACAAACGCAAACAGCAAAGCUAGAGACACUCUGUCACUCCUCACCCCCCACUCACCCCCACUCACCCCCAACUCACCCCCCACUCACCCCCACUCACCCCCACUCACCCCCCACUUACCCCCCACUCACCCCCACUCACCCCCACUCACCCCCACUUACCCCCCACUCAUGCCCCCCUCCUCUCUGUCACCACACCAGACCCCCCCUUCUCUCCAGUUUCGUCGUCUCCUCUGUGCUGCGAUCUGUCUGUCUAACGACAAAAAAGGAGAAAAUCGCUUGGCUUUGGGUUUUGUUUUGUUUCGUUUAGAGUUUUUCCUGCAGGUUUUGCGGCACUUCUCUUUCUCUCCGCUGUCUCUCUCUAUCUCUCGGCUCGUUAUGACGGUUAGACUAGUGAGAGUGACGUGUCUGUCCCCACAGUGACAUCAUCUGUAUCACACCGAGGAAAAGUACAGCUCUGUGUUUCGUUUUCAUUUGUAUUUACAGCCACGCCCCAGACAUAAGCCACGCCCAUAACAUAAGCCACACCCAUAACAUUAAACAUGUCCACAACAUAAACCACGCCCAUAACAUAAACCACGCCCAUAACAUUAAACAUGUCCAACAUAAGCCACGCCCACAAUGUGUCUCUUACAAAUGCACUUGUUUGUGUAGCUGCAGGAGAGUAAAACUUAUUAUUAUUAUUAAUCAUCAUCAUUAUUAUUAUUAUUAUUAUUAUUGUUAGUAAUUCUCUUUGGGUGAUCUCUUUCUCUCUCUGUGUGUGUGUGUGUGUGUGUGUGUGUACACCUUUAAUCAAUGUAAUGUCAUCUGACUCCUCCCUCUCUCCCUCUCCCUCUCCCUCUCCCUCUCUCUCUCUCUCUCUCUCUCUCUCUCUCUCGCCUUCUCCCCCUGUUUCUGUAUCUCUCUCGCCCAAAGCUUUGCAAUCUGUUGUUUUUGUUGUUGUUUUUUUUUUUGUUUUUUUGUUUUGGUUUUUUGUUUUGGUUUGUUUUUUGUAUGGGGGUGGAAUAUUACGUGUCUUUUUUGUUUUGUUUUGUAAAGCUUACAGUUCAUGUAUUAUUAGAGCCUCCAGCAACAAUAAAAUCUGUAAAAUGCUAUAAACGAUAA
This is a messenger RNA of Pangasianodon hypophthalmus (striped catfish), 2116 nucleotides long. RefSeq names its product capping actin protein of muscle Z-line subunit beta (gene capzb). Gene Ontology annotation, molecular function: actin filament binding. The record is from RefSeq and is a predicted model, not a curated record. The transcript has 9 exons. Bases 214 to 1038 code for a protein of 274 amino acids. Gene Ontology annotation, cellular component: cytoplasm; F-actin capping protein complex. Lineage: Eukaryota; Metazoa; Chordata; Actinopteri; Siluriformes; Pangasiidae. Gene Ontology annotation, biological process: actin cytoskeleton organization; negative regulation of filopodium assembly; barbed-end actin filament capping.